GGGGUGUGUGGCUGAUGCGGAUCCUGUGGCCAAUCCAUGCUGUAGUAUUGCACGGAGCUCUGUGCGUGUCUGAACUGGAGAAGGUCCUUUCUAAUCUUCCGGCUGCAGUUUAUUUUUCUAAUGUGGGGGGCUAAAAGGAAAUGAUGGUUCUCUUAAAAAACAAACCCCAUCAACCAACUGCUUCAGUUGUAGGGGAGGCCACUCCAGCUCUCUGUGCUCUGUACCGCUUGUAUGCACUUUGUGUCUGAGACUAGUGAUUUGUGGACUGGGGGGGAAGGAGGGGGCCUGAAAAAAGCCUCUAAGGCCAGUUAUGAUCCAUGGAGAUGGCACAUCCUGGCAGGUGGUGAUGAAUCUGAGUGGCCCUGCAGCAUGGAUCAAGGUGGAUGGUUUCCUGCUGGAAGCAGUCUCUUCCAGAAGGGACUGUCAAGAUUUUCUCUUCUUGAGGUUGAGAAGUGAACGAGUGCUGUGUUUUCAUGGACCUCUCCUUUAUGAAGCAAAGUGUGUAAAGGUUGCCAUAAAGGACAAACAAGUGAAAUACUUUAUACAUUACAGUGGUUGGAAUAAAAAAGAGAAAUCAGAGCUCUUCUUUUUACACUGGGAUGAAUGGGUUCCAGAAAGCAGAGUGCUCAAAUACGUGGACACGAAUCUGCAGAAACAGAAAGAACUUCAAAAGGCCAAUCAGGAACAAUAUGCAGAGGGCAAGAUGAGAGGUGCUGCUCCAGGGAAGAAGACAUCUGGUCUGCAACAGAAAAAUGUUGAAGUAUUUUUCAGACGAGAUGGAGCGCAUACUGUUUGCUGUUUGGAGACGCCUACAAUAUCGACACGGAAAACAAAAAAGAACAAACAGAAAACUCCUGGAAUUGGGGAAGGCAGCAGUACCAGCGAGACUCCCCAGCCUCCUAGGAAGAAAAGGGCUCGAGUAGAUCCCACAGUUGAAAGUGAAGAAACAUUUAUGAACAGAGUUGAAGUAAAGGUAAAAAUUCCAGAAGAGCUGAAACCAUGGCUUGUUGAUGACUGGGAUUUGAUCACCAGGCAAAAACAGCUCUUUUAUCUGCCUGCCAAGAAGAACGUUGACUCAGUUUUAGAGGAUUACGCAAGCUACAAGAAAUCACGAGGAAACACUGAUAAUAAAGAAUAUGCCGUUAACGAAGUUGUUGCUGGAAUAAAAGAGUACUUCAAUGUAAUGUUGGGGACUCAACUGCUGUACAAAUUUGAGAGGCCACAGUAUGCUGAAAUCCUAGCAGAUCACCCUGAUGCGCCCAUGUCACAAGUCUAUGGUGCACCACACCUGCUACGAUUAUUUGUACGAAUUGGAGCUAUGCUUGCCUACACCCCUCUUGAUGAGAAGAGCCUGGCUUUGUUGUUAAACUACUUGCAUGAUUUCUUGAAGUAUUUAGCGAAGAAUGCUUCCACGUUGUUUAGUGCCAGUGACUAUGAAGUAGCCCCUCCCGAAUACCAUCGGAAAGCAGUAUAACGGCGUGCUGUUGUAUAGUGCAGUAAUACCUGGAUCUCUGUAACAGUGCUGUCCAUUUCUACAUUUUCUUCUUUGUCCUUCCAUUGCACAUGUCUCUUGCACAGAUUAUGUAAAUUUAAAGUGAAUAAAGGGUGUUAAAACUGAACUGACAUUUGUAAGUUCUAAAGUUUUCUGUUCUUCUGAAACAGAAGCCUAAAAAGGCUUUAGGACCCCAUCAGUGGGAUGUAGCAAGAAAUGCAAUUAGCAUAUUAUUUCGUUGUCUGAGCUCCUUAAAGUUUAUAGGUUCAUUGUUUUGACACUAAGCUCUUACCUAACCUGCAUUAUUGCUUAGUGAUGACAAGUGUGCCACAGGGGUUGUGAUGUCCUAACUUACAUGCUACUAAUUAGUCUGACUUUCAAGCCCACUCACUUUCUUGGUGUUUUGAAGUGUAGCAUUUGUUAAUCCAUAAAUUCAUUCCUUGCCUAGAGAGUUGAAGGAUUGUGAUUUUUGUAUUCUAACAUAAUGGAAAAAUGCAUUAUUGUAUCUUGGUGUUCUGGAAAUGUUGGUCUUUCAAGGAGCUAUUUUACAAGUCUUCAAAUAAACUUUUUUAUUUCAAA
This is a messenger RNA of Chelonoidis abingdonii (Abingdon island giant tortoise), 2071 nucleotides long. The record is from RefSeq and is a predicted model, not a curated record. NCBI's taxonomy places the organism in Eukaryota, Metazoa, Chordata, Testudines, Testudinidae.